AUUACGUAAAUAUUGUGUUGACGUGGCGUGAGCGGUAGCAGUUCAAUAGCGGUUAGCAGGUACGUAACAAACCGACUUGAAGAAGAGACCAAAGAAAAUCCCGUGGAAGCAUGGACAAUAGGAAGAACAACUGAGUGAUCGGGAUUCACGUUUUCAGUGAAGAAAAAUGUCCAGUAGAAGCCAGCACUAUGGAUUCCAGUCAGCCACCAUGGUGCAGCCUGCCAAUGGCAGUCAUGCAUAUCUGUUUGGAAACAACAGUUCAGAGAAUGAUCUGUCAGAAGAGGACGGGGAAAGCUUUGAGCUGCGGCCUCGUGGCAGGGAGAGACUGCGAAGGAGCACCUCUAGAGAGAGAAUGGAUGACAUUAUCUAUCUGACCAGAGAUAUCCAGGAGGGAGACACCCUGAAUAGCAUUGCCCUGCAGUACCAUUGCUCAGUGGCUGACAUCAAGCGUGCUAAUAACCUCUUGACAGAGCAGGACUUCUUUGCCCUGCGUUCGGUUAAGAUUCCCGUGAGGCGCUUUAGUGUCCUCACUGAGACUCACAGUGCUGCUACUCUCAAAUCUGCCUCCCCCACGGGCACUAGACACCUGCCUCCGAUCUCACACGUUACGUCCCUCCCUUCUGAAUCCUCCAUGGACUCCUCUUCUUCCACUGACAGUGUGGAAGGAUUCCUCCAGGAAAAGGACAAGGACAUUGAGCAGCUGGUGAAAUCCACAGGACCGUCUCGGAGCAGCCUCAGUGAGGUUGUGUCCUCUUUAACACAGCAACAGCAGCCAUUGCUAGGAGAAGUUGGGUAUAAACCAGCACAGAGAAAGGAUCCUUAUUAUGGGGCGGACUGGGGCAUGAGGUGGUGGACAGCUGUGGCUAUUAUGUUGGUUGUUGGCAUUAUCACACCCGUGUUUUAUCUGUUGUACUAUGAAGUUCUUGUGAAAGCCGAUGUCAGCCAUCAUGGUAUUACUACAGAAGGUCACAAAGACCUCGGUUAUGGAUCUCAAAAAGGCGAUGGUUUGGGAAUUCCUGUUGUAGAAGACAAUCAUGAAGGUGUUCAACCUGGGCAUGCAGUUAAUGAAGAUCCCGGGGGACCCGGCGUGGACAAAGCAGGAGACGGUGAACACAGAGGGAAUGAGAAAACAUAGCAGGAAUUUCAACUUAAAAUGUGUCGCUAAGUCAGAAAAGUAAUAAAUCUAGGCUGAUGUUCCCAUUUACAAAUAACUGUUAAGACAUCAGUCCAAUCUGUCUGAAAUAGAGGAAACAGUAAUUCUGAAGGCUUGAGAGAACUAAGGUGUGGGCACAAUCAUUCCUUGUCUGUCCAUUUCCAUGAUGUUGACAGACUGGCAGUGGGUCCAACUCCCAGCAAAAUUUGUGUCUGUUUUGACAGACAAAUGGUUGAACAUUUUCAAAGUGAAAGCAUUUCAGAGUUGGUCUUAGUGUAUACAGUAAAUUUGAGAUGGCAUUUUUCUGCAGUCAGCUGUACUUUUUUUUUUUUUUUUUGUCGGUUACACGCAAAUACUGUCCAGGCAGUUACAGACGCCAACACUGUAAUCAGCCAGUUUAUUCUACAGUGGAUCAGUGGUCUCACUCACAAUUAUACUUCUGUGGAUUUGUUUUAAAGCAGUUUGGUUGAGCUGCAAUUUCUGCCAUGUUAAUAAUACUGUAUUUUCCAAUGCUGCUUGUUGGAAAAGUUAUGAUUGCUGCCACUGUGUAUAAUUAAAAUUAAUUUAUUUUAAGACUUAACCUUUAGUCUUUAUGUACACUAACAGUAUUACCAGUUAAAUGUGUUUCGGAAUGAAAGUUGCUUGAAUCUCCAUCCUGCUGGAGAGAACUGCAUUUCCCCCCCCCCAAUUUAAAAAAAAAAAAGCAUGGUGAGGAAAAUAGGGAAAUGCACAAUAUUCCCACAAUAACGCAUUUGUAAUUAUGUACAAUUUUAGACUCUUGUUAUGUAGCCCUUUUAUUUUAUCAGUGUUUUGUUGAUAUUUUAUGACAGAGCAUUGUGUUCUUAACAGUAUGUGCCUUUCAACCUGUGAAACUUGUAUACAGGAUGAAGAAUAAAUAAAUCUAUUUUGAAUAAAUUAUU
Archocentrus centrarchus (flier cichlid) is the source of this 2073-nucleotide messenger RNA. It is a transcript of the gene lysmd3, whose product is annotated as LysM, putative peptidoglycan-binding, domain containing 3. Gene Ontology annotation, biological process: Golgi organization. Gene Ontology annotation, cellular component: Golgi apparatus. The record is from RefSeq and is a predicted model, not a curated record. NCBI's taxonomy places the organism in Eukaryota, Metazoa, Chordata, Actinopteri, Cichliformes, Cichlidae. The transcript has 3 exons. Bases 167 to 1135 code for a protein of 322 amino acids.